Messenger RNA from Bactrocera oleae (olive fruit fly), 737 nucleotides. RefSeq lists its product as uncharacterized. NCBI's taxonomy places the organism in Eukaryota, Metazoa, Arthropoda, Insecta, Diptera, Tephritidae. The record is from RefSeq and is a predicted model, not a curated record.
UGAAAUUUGGUGCCGUUGACCUAAACAACCAAAUGAUUGUAGUUUAAUUAGUUUAUUAGGCGUACUCGGAAUUAAAAGACAUAUCCAAAAACAUUCGGCUACUAAAACUCCACUAAACGCUUCAGUAAAAAUGCUUUCGCGUAAAUAUUUUCUAAUUGGUAUAUUAAUAGCUCUGCUAAAGUAUACACCAGCGCAGGCAGACACAAAUUCAGGAAAUUUUGACAAAAUAAAUUCGGCUCAUAAUUCGAAUAGUUCAAAAUUUACCGAUAUUACUACUACAAAAGCUACAGAAAACAUAGCAAAAAAUGCAACAACAAACAAAUAUAAUGGUAAUAUUACAACAAUAUCUUCAACCAUUGUAAGUCCAAAGGAGGAAUUCAAAAAUUUUAGUGUCAAUGUAAGGCAAGAACAAACUGCUUCGAGAGCAAAUCUAUCGAGCAACGAAGAAAUUAUAAAAAGGACUACUACUUUAGCGAACAUUACUGCUAUAGAUGUGCCCACCACUAAUAUGGUUGGCGCAGAUAGUUCCAAUAAUGCAAGCUCUGAAGCUCCAUUAAACGACAAUUUGAAUGAUAUUUCAAGAGCAAGCAUGGAAAUAUCAUAUCCAACAAUUAGGACAGUAAUGUUAAUUGCUGCAGCAUUACAUUAUUUAUGGCAUAUCAGAAGCGAUGGUUAUUAUUAAAUUUUACACUUUGUUUAAGCUUAUUUAAUUGAAAUAAAGAAAUGCCAAAAUCAAA